GCGUUGCUUAGUUCAUUUCAUGUCAUUGCACCAUGCCGACUGACACCAAACGUGUACGCGGCCCUGAAGUGUCCCAAAGCCCGUUUCUGUACUUGUGCAAACCAACGGAUGUUCUUCCCUCGCACGGCCUCAGAGCGGACGGUCGAAAGCGGGAUCAAGUGGACGUCCGGCCUGUUUUUGUCCGGUGCGGGCUGGUGAGCCAGGCUAAAGGGUCCGCAUACAUUGAGGCCGGAAACACCAAGUUGAUGUGCUGCGUUUAUGGCCCCAGAGAAACAGAGCGGAAAGAUGAAACCGAUAUGAAAUGUGGAAGAUUGACUACUGACAUGCGUUUUGCUCCAUUUUCCUGCCCGGAGAGGGGUUCCUGGAUUCAGGGCAGCCAGGACAAGGAUCUUUCUCUGAUGCUGCAUGAGAGUCUGCAGCCAGCCGUGCGCCUCCACAAGUAUCCCCGCUCUCAGAUCGAGGUUAACGUGAUGGUUCUUGAGAACAGUGGUUCAGUUCUUGCCCAUGCUGUCACAUGCGCUUCUCUCGCUCUCGCGGAUGCAGGGAUUGAAAUGUAUGACCUGGUGCUUGGUUGUUCCAUCCGUCAGGAUGGUGGCUCUUUUGUGGUUGACCCUUCCUACAUGGAGGAAAACAGCUGCAGCUCAGUCAGCAGCGAGAACCAAGGCGGUCUAACUGUUGCGUUCCUCCCCAGCCUGAACCAGAUUUCUGGGCUCCAGUCAGAUGGAGAAAUGACUGAAGAGACUCUGACAGCUGGGGUCCGGACCUGCAUUGAGGGAUGCUAUAAACUGUACCCCGUCAUACAACAAGCCCUGGCCAGGGCUGUGCGCAGAGCUGCUCCCCCACCAUCAGAGAGCUGAGAGACUCAUUAAACAGUAACUGCUCAGUUCAUAGUUUUUCUAGUUAACAAUUUUGAGUCCUUUCUCUGACAACAGAACCCAUUUUUCUAUGUUUGUUGUGGUGUUUUUGGGAUGAAAAUUAAAAAGGCUGACUUUGUGCUUGAAGCUUCACACUUUCCUGACAUUCGAUAAUAAAAUACAGGCAAACAAACUAAGAUUUGAUUCAUCAGAUUGAGACGGGUCCUGAUUGUACUGUCGAGAUGCAAGCUACUGAAUGCAAAAUAACAGCUGAUGCACUCUUUUGCAAAUGGGCAUAUAUGGAUGGAUUUAUAUAUAUAUAUAUAUAUAUAUAUAUAUAUUUAAUAUAUGUGCUCUGUCAAAUCUGGUGUUACAAAACUAACCUCAAGCACUGUGGAAAAAAAACCAUCCUGAAUUGAGUUCUUCCAUGGAGAUUUCUCCUCUUUAGCUAAAUGAAAUGGAACAACAAUACACUUUUUACUAAUAAUUACCUUCUGUUAAUGGUUUUGUUGUCGUGACAGGGCAGCAGCUGCAAAUCUGUUUUGGGAUGGUUGUUGGCUAAGCACAGUUAGUUUUUCAUUUUUAUGUAAUCAUUUACACCACAAAGGUUGUGAUUUCACUCUGUCAUCUGAAUAAAAUGGAACAAAAACA
This is a messenger RNA of Chelmon rostratus (copperband butterflyfish), 1505 nucleotides long. It is a transcript of the gene exosc6, whose product is annotated as exosome component 6. Gene Ontology annotation, cellular component: nuclear exosome (RNase complex); nucleolus; cytoplasmic exosome (RNase complex). The coding region runs from base 33 to 857 and encodes 274 amino acids. NCBI's taxonomy places the organism in Eukaryota, Metazoa, Chordata, Actinopteri, Chaetodontiformes, Chaetodontidae. Gene Ontology annotation, biological process: poly(A)-dependent snoRNA 3'-end processing; U4 snRNA 3'-end processing; rRNA catabolic process. The record is from RefSeq and is a predicted model, not a curated record. The transcript has 2 exons.